AUGAUUAUCUUAAUCAAAACGUAUAACGUUUUAAAAUACAACAGUUUGACUCGUUUUACAAUUAACUUUUGUAUUUUUAAAUAUCUUGAUAAUAAAAAUGAUGAUUUAAGAAAAGAAAUUCUACAACUAAAUAUAAAGUUAUCAAAUUUUCUUUUUAUAGAAAGUGAAAAAUAUGAUAUAUAUUUGAGUUAUUACGUAAAAAAAUAUAUUCUUCUCAAUUAA
Hepatospora eriocheir is the source of this 222-nucleotide messenger RNA. Lineage: Eukaryota; Fungi; Microsporidia; Hepatosporidae. The record is from the annotation of a GenBank genome assembly.